This is a messenger RNA of Diaporthe amygdali, 312 nucleotides long. RefSeq lists its product as uncharacterized. The record is from RefSeq and is a predicted model, not a curated record. Lineage: Eukaryota; Fungi; Ascomycota; Sordariomycetes; Diaporthales; Diaporthaceae. The coding region runs from base 1 to 312 and encodes 103 amino acids. The transcript has 2 exons.
AUGGCCGCAAGAUACGUUUCCAGCCAGCUCAUCAAGAACGUCUCAAAGGGCGGUCGAACAUUAACUAUCGAAUAUGUCGACAAAACAACGGCUUGGGUCCGCCCUUCGGAUUUUCCUUCUUCAUCAGUCAAACAGGACUUCACGGAGGUUGUCCAAGAAAAUAUGGAUACUUUCAGCCCGGAAACGACGAAGGUUGCUAUGAAGGAAUCAGAGCAUCAGAGUGAGAAGGACAAGCGCGUGCAUUAUACGGCUUUCGCUCUUGACAAGAACGGGGAAGUCAUUGAGACGAAGCAUCUUGUCAGGCACAAAUGA